GUCUUGUUUCUAUUCCUGCUUCUUUUGAGAAAAAUCUGUGUUCUAGAUUUUAUCUUUUGGAACUUGGUUUAUGUUUUUCAAGGUUUGGAAAGAAUAAAACUCGAAUUCAGUAUAUAAUUGAACACUUUUAAAUGGCAAAAGUGUUGUGGACUGAAAAUGAAGAACAGUUUGAUCACAAGAAUCAUCCAGGAUGUAUCCCUAACAUAUUUCAUGUUCUUGAAUGGCACUCUAAUGUCAAAAAGAUACUUCCACAUAGAAAGCAUGAAGCCUUGAUUAAGAAUCCGAAACGCAACAGAAGGUAUAAGAGGAUAUCAGAUGAUCAAGAUCCUUUAGAAGGUCAUAUAUUGGUGGAUCAGUGUAAUAGAAAAACGGGUUCUCCCCAGAAAAGAUCUUUAAAAGCUCGUAUAAAGGCGUUAGUUUCCGAGGAUAUGGAUAAAGAUGUAGAUCAAGAUUUUGUACCAAGUCCAAAGUUGCAAAGGACUUAUUCCAUACAUCAUUUGGAAACCAAUGAAUGGGUUCAUCCAAUCAUUUUCUUUCCUGACAGUGUUACAGAAAGUCCAGUGAGUUCUAAAGAAUAUAGUGAUGUUACACAUCCUGAAAUGACCGAUCCUCGGGAUAUUUUGGAUAUGUUUGAAGUUGACAAAGAGCUAUUUCUCGAUAUCUUAGAAGUUCACUCCCGAGCUUUUGAUACAAAACCAAAACUGACCAAAUCAGGUUCCUUUCCCACUGCUUAUAAGCCGGGCAGUAGAGACUUGAUACCUAUGAAGCUCAAAGAUAAAGUUAAUGAGUUCUUUCCUACAUCAAAAGCCGAAAAGAGAUUGGAUAGUGAGUUGAAUAUAUUAGGUGGAAGUAUGCACCUCGGAAGAAUUUCUUCCCUUAACGAAUCUGCAGAUAGAAAUUCAGAAUUAUUUGAUUUUAGUGUUGGUAAAGAGGCCGCUCUGCGCACUUCAAGAAGCUUGAAGUUAACAGAUGGAAGUGAGAACCUUUUAAGUUCCCAACAACCGAGUUUUUCUAGAAGGAAUCAUUCCUUGCGCCUUGUUGAAAAUCCCAGUCAAGAAUCACGUGCCGCUUAUUUCCAUAGAAGUUUUAGCCAAAACGAAAGAAAUCCCAUUUCUGUGCAUUCAAAUAAUCUUACAGAGUUGAGUUCUACACAAGAUUUUGAGUGUUCGAAUGAAGUGAUAGAUAAAAAUGAGAAUUUUUCAGAAGACGAAUAUUGCCCUGAGGCCAAGAUACAUUCAUGUGGUGUAGAUACGUAUGAAAUGCCAAUAAAGAAAGACAGUCAUCAGAUUCCACAGGAGAUCGCUAAUUUAAGCAGUGUUCUAACUCCUGAGUACUGUCCACCAGAUGAAGACAUUCAACUCUCAGAAGGUUUACAAGAAAAUCUUAUGGAAAGCAAGAAUUUCAAGAGUAAAAAAGACAAGGUACGGUCAAUGAGACUCUACCGAGAAGAUGAUGAUUUCACAUAUGUGAAACAGAUUCUACAGCUCUCCGGUUUUAUUAAAAACGGUUUUCAACAAACAUGGCAUUCUUCCAGCCAGCCAUUAGACCCUUUUGUGUUUCAAGAAAUAGAGUCUCAAUAUUACCAUGAUCCAGAACGUUUUGCAGAGGAGAUUAAUGAAUUAUCUCGUCGUUUACUCAUAUUUGAUUUGGUUGAUGAGGUUUUGAUUACUAUGUAUAAAAGAUCAUCACCAUACUACCCAAAAGCAUUAUCUUCUUCUUGCCAUAUUAGUACUGCUCCAACUGGAUCACGUUUUCUUGAUGCAGUUUGGAAGCGUAUCAGGCAACUGCUCAGCUUGAAGCCUGAUAUGAAUGACUCAUUGAACGACAUUGUGUUUAGAGAUUUGGGAAGGGAUGAUGGUUGGAUGAACUUGCAGUUGGAUUCUGAGUGUGUUGGUGUUAACUUGGAAGAUUUAAUUCUUGACGAAGUUAUAGAAGAUAUGUUAUUUGAAUUCAUUUGAUUCGUUCGUUGAUUGGAAAUGACAGGGUAAUUUAGAGAACAACUCGACGGAAGGGUUAAACUUGUAAUUUCAGAUAGGUUCAUCGAUUUAAUUAGAGUCUAUAUAGAAUAGCAAACGCUGCACGGAUGGCAGUUGUAAAAUUUUUAAAUUGCCGUUUGUUAGUUUUGUGGAUUGUUAGGUUGUACUUGUAUGUAUAAUUUACGAUGCCUGAUGAAUUAGAGUGAUUUUUUUUUGCAA
This is a messenger RNA of Erigeron canadensis, 2195 nucleotides long. RefSeq names its product protein TRM32-like. The transcript has 5 exons. The coding region runs from base 132 to 1958 and encodes 608 amino acids. NCBI's taxonomy places the organism in Eukaryota, Viridiplantae, Streptophyta, Magnoliopsida, Asterales, Asteraceae. The record is from RefSeq and is a predicted model, not a curated record.